GAGGAGAGUCAAGACUGUCCCCGUUGUUAAAGUAUCCAGACGUAUGCGUGCUUCUUUGACCCAAAAUGGCUUGUUGUCAAAACGUAAUGGCCAAGGGAAGUCACCUCGCAAUAGUCGGUUGUGUCAGAGUGUCCUACAGGAAGAUGAGUCUCAUACGAGGGUGGUUACAUGGAGAAGGGGAGGUCAGCAGAACAGGGAACAGGAUACUGUUACUAAAAGGCUCAAACUUCAUGAUCUUAAUAGUGAUGGGCAACAAAAGAGCGCUCUUAUUCCUACUGGAGAGGGACUGACCAUUAACAUAAGCUCGGAGGAAACUGCGGAGGAGCACAGAAAGACUGUCGUUCUUGACACUGACAAGGCAGAGGAGAAGGUAAAGGCAAACACAGAAACUGUACAAAAUGAAAGAUGCUGUGCUCCUACUGAUACAGAGGCUGCCCUUGUUGAGCAGUGUGACCCUUUAGAGCACAAACCCGUCAAUAACGUGGACUUUGCCUACAACGCUGAUACCUCAGGCCCAACCAUUCCCUCCCCUUUACCGUCAGAUAAGUAUGUUUCAGGUCAGGCUAAGGAGGUCAACGAAAUCAUUAACCAACACACUGACUUUUCUCACAAUUCUUGUGAAACCACUCCAGAAACCUCUACAGAAGCAGAUGAGACCGUAACCUCCCUUGUUUGUCAAUCCCCUAAAGAAUCACCAGCACUUGAAAACAUCACAAAUGCUCCCCAGUUAGGAAAAAUAGAGUUGCAAAGCACUGUAGACGUGGACACCAAAGAUGAAAUUGACGAUGCUGAAAUGUUAAUGAAGAAAGAAGGAGCGCUUUCUCUCCUCUCUCUGAGCACAACCAUUUACAACAGAACUCUUUGUGACAAAGACGUGGCAACAACAUCUUUCAACAGCACGCUAUCCAGUAAUACAGAGAGCAACCAGUCCUCAUUUGACAGCGAAGCAGAGUUGGUUCUGGUGCACAGAACCUCAGGAAACCCUCCUCUCCAGGUCGAGGAUAUUCAGCUGCAUUUACUUAGAGUUCAAGAGAGGAGAGAGAGAAAAAAGAGAAGUCAUUGUGGCGUUUGUGCGACCUGCCUGUGCAAGUUCAACUGUGGGGAAUGUAGCAGUUGCCUGAACCGAAAAACAGGCCAUCAGAUCUGUAAGCUCAGGAAAUGUAUCGAGCUGAGGAAAAGGCCCUUGAUGAUCUGUACGGGAGAGGUUGAGUCAGAGGCAAACUCAGUAAAUGGCACAGGCUCAGAGCAGAUGGAGGAGACCAGUGUGGCACCAGAGGAAGAGGAGCAUUACAUAUCCCAAACACACAACAUCCCUGAUUUUCCCACUCCUCUCCAGCAUGGCCUGGCACCAGCUCGUCCUGAAAAGCAGCCCUGGACAACUGAUAGCAAAGAUGUCCUUCUGAUCUCUCAAAGCUCUCUAAAUGGUGGUGAACACAUGAAACCAAACACUGAGAAAUAUGUGGAACUGUCCUCUAGAACUAAACCCAUGCUAAGCAAAACUCAUGAACCCGAGGCACUUCUAGAAAAGACAGUUCCUCUGAAGAAGAUCAAACUGGAGGGGCAAUCGGUUGAGAUCAAUAACCAACACUCAAGGCGCUUAGUGACUAUCGGGUGCCAUGAGGAUGCUUUAUCCACUCUUGCAGCUGUAGUCUGCUUCUCUAGUAAAAAUAGAAAAGAUCUUGAGGAGAAGCCUUUUAGGCCUCAGGCCUCAGAUAUCUGUUCUAUGAAAACUGAGCCGAAAGAAGAACCACUUCAGUGUCAGUCAAUUCAAGAAGAACCAGCAAAACCUCCUCAGCAAGAUAACAUUGCACUAUCUUUACCCAGUGUCCAGUCUCUGGUCCAGCAAAGGAAUAUUAGUGUUGAUCAGGCUAUAGCUAUUGAGGCCUUGACCCAACUGGCAGCUACCCCACAAACGGUGCCCUUGAAAACAGAAGACCAGGACACUCAGCAAGACAACCCAAUGUCUACAUACUCCACUUCAAGCAACCACAAAUCUCCUCUGGAGGCUAAAUCAGUUUCAGAUGUUUUCUCUAACAAGGUCUCCAUAAUUAGUUCAUCAUUGCAUCAGACGUCUGUCAUCUGCAGCCCUUUGAAUAGGCAGGUCAGCUCCACACAAAGUCAUCGCUGUGCAUCUACCCCCAGAAAGCUUUCUUUGAAGGAUCUUCUGGUAGCUAGCUCAGAAUGUGAAAAGCUAUCGUUUGCCACAGAGAGCCGAAGAUACGGCCAAGCACUUUGUAAAAUUGACAGGUUAGAAGGCACUUUCAAGAAAUCCAAACAUGGUGAAGGGACUCCUAUCUCAAGAAAGAGGGAUGAGGAGGAAGUUGCUGCUCAAUUGGUGCAACUUGCAUCCAUGAUCCAAUCGAGACAAUCGAAGCAAGUCUCGGAAAACAGUCCCCCGAAAGGCUUGCCAGCUCAGACCAUGAAAUACAAUAAUGUUUUGGGGGAGCGCUUGAAAAAACAAAGAAAACCUAGAACGACACCUUCAAACCCCAGAAUUUCCAAGAAGAAAGCUGGUGAGGUUGAAGACAACCAUUGUAGGAUUCCACUGGCCAGGAGGACACCCAACAAAAAGACCCCACUCAAGGACAUCAUCCAGAAAGCCAUUUUGCAACAAAAGAUGAGGUUUCAGCACAAAAGAAGUAAAUUUCUUCCACAAGCUCAGAUAGACCUGAAAAAAUACAUUGCGGAAGCUCACUAUGAGAACAGGCAGCACUUAUAUUACAGCAACUCUCUGAAGAAAGAGCACUUAGACUUUGAAACUAGCACAGGUUCUGGGAAACAGAAUGGCUUUCACUUUAAACACGAGUAUGGUGACAACUCUGUAUCGCCGCCAAAUGGACUCUUUCACAAUCAUAUGAAUGACCAUCUUGGUGCUAGCCAGUGGAGGAAGCAUGAAUGUGAACAACACAUGAUUUCUCAGGUAUCGAAAACCUAUGGUGUGCUUAAUCAUGGUGCUAAACAACAACCUCAACAUACCAUGCUCAGUGUACCUUGUAAAGACUUGCCACAAACCCCAGGUUUGAACCAUAAAGCAAACAGUUUUAACUAUAAUCAACACUUGCACACAAAUCUAAAUGGACAUUACAAAGUAGAGAAGUCUGGUGACGUCACGGUGCUGUCCACAUCUGCUGUACAUUUGGAAAAUGGUGACUUUCCGUACACUGGAGAACAGACUCCCACCAAGCACACUCUAAACAGCUUUUUGGAGUCUCCAAUGAGGUUUUUGGACACACCAACCAAGAAUUUGCUCAACACCCCCUCCAAACAAUCCACAGAACUGCCCUCCUGUGACUGUGUGGAACAAAUUAUUGAGAAAGAGGAGGGUCCAUACUACACUCACCUUGGAUCUGGCCCGAAUGUAGCAGCAGUGAGAGAGAUGAUGGAGAACAGGUAUGGUGAGAAAGGCAACGCAGUCCGUGUGGAGGUUGUGGUGUAUACUGGCAAGGAGGGGCGGAGCUCGCAGGGUUGCCCAAUCGCCAAGUGGAUCAUACGUCGUGAAAGUGAGGAAGAGAAGUUGUUGUGUCUUGUGCGGCAGCGUGCUGGUCACUGCUGUCAGAACGCAGUGGUUGUUAUUCUGAUCCUGGCCUGGGAGGGGAUCCCACACAGUGUGGCCGACAGGCUGUACCAGGAGCUCACACAGACUCUCUGCAAAUAUGGCACGCCCACUAGCCGCCGCUGUGCCCUCAAUGAAGAUCGUACCUGUGCAUGUCAGGGUCUGGAUCCAGAGACCUGCGGUGCCUCCUUCUCUUUUGGUUGCUCCUGGAGUAUGUACUUCAAUGGCUGCAAGUUUGCACGCAGCAAAACGCCCCGGAAGUUCAGACUGCAGGGAGACUACCCUCAGGAGGAGGAGAAGUUGGAGAGGAAUCUGCAGAAUCUGGCCACAGAUUUGGCACCCGUGUACAGGAAACUGGCUCCUGAGGCCUUUCUGAACCAGGUUGAGCAAGAGCAGCAGGGGCCGGACUGUCGGCUGGGGAGGAGGGAAGGUCGACCAUUCGCUGGUGUGACUGCAUGUGUGGACUUCUGUGCUCAUGCUCACAGAGACACACAUAACAUGACCAAUGGAAGCACUGUGGUAUGCACUUUAACCAAGGAGGAUAACCGUGCAGUGCGGAACAUUCCAGAGGAUGAGCAACUGCAUGUCCUCCCUCUCUAUAAGAUCUCUGACACGGAUGAGUUCGGCCAUGUUGAGGGCCAGUGGGCUAAGAUGAAGACUGGGGCUCUGCAGGUCCUCUCUGCUUUCCCAAGAGAAGUGCGGCUGCUGGCUGAGCCCGUCAAGUCAGCCCGCAAGAGGAGACUGGAGGCUAAAAGAGCCCAUGCUGAGAAACUUAACGGCCUGGAUAAUAAGCAGGUCACUCCUGUAAAAGUGAAGAAUGAGUCUCUUAAAGGUAUACCCACUUCAGCCUUCCUUCUUAUCCGUGUAAAAUCAAAAGUAUUAUUUCAAGACAUUGAAAAAGAAAAUGAAAAGAAGAAAAACUGUCAAACCAAAUUUUUCAAAACAGUAAUCGGAAAGGAAACAGGUUACCAAGGCAACCAGUAGGAUAUUGUGGUACAUGGUGUAUUUUGAGCCUAACCUCUACCUUAACCUGUCAACUAUUCAUUCAAACAUCAAAGCCUUGACAUCUGGAAAGCAGCAACAUCAUGCAUCGGAUUAGGUUAGGUGUUUGCUGUGGGUUAUUUUUAUGCCAUUCACAUAUAUUCUUUAAGCCAUGCAGAAGUGUUCACCCAAAUUACACUGGAACAACACAAUGCCACAAAUGUAUGUUGCUCUGAUUUCAAUUAAUGAUGUUGUCUACACAACAAGCGUAGUGAUGUCAGCAUGUGGAGUGUUGACAAAUUAAUUGAUUAUAAUGGAAGGCAUUAUCCAAGAGUGAACCGGACCAGAUUAGAAUGCAUAAACAAUCUAUUUAGAAAUGUAUUUAUUUUUUUGCACUUUCUCCUGUUUAAUAUGAAGGUGCACUGUUAAUUUCAGUGCUUUAUUCUUUUGAUAAACAUUAUUUUAGGAAAUGGUACCACUUACUCUUGAGGGCUGGUCAUAAAAUAUUAAUGAAAUGGGCUGGGGGGUUGAUGAUUUAAUCCCUAAAGUUUGGGAGCAUUUGCUCUAGAGCUCUUAUUACAUUUCUUGUUUAAUUAUUAGUGGUGCUUGCUUUAGCAAGGUGUCACAAUUACUGUCACUUUGACCUUCAUUUAGGGAUUUUCCAAAAUCCCUAACCCAAUUCUUCUUGUUCCAUGAAAAUUUCAGCAUCUAACUCAUCCUGCACAAUUUGUACUACGGACACAAGUGAUGGCUCAAAUUGGGCGACUUAUUAAGGAGAGGUGUGCUUUGAUAUUUUGGAGCGAUUGGGUUGUACGAUGUUCACCUGGCGGGUGAUAAAACGGGUGAAAAGUCCCAUAGACUUAACAUUGAAAGGGGAUCAGUGGGAUCAGAAUGUCAUAGAAACAUGGGUUGGGCUCAUUUGAAUUGGGCUAGCAAGCAGUCAUUCAGUAACACCCAAGCAACCAUCUAAAGCACCCUAGAACCCAUAAAGCAUUAUCACACACCCAUAUCUCUGAACCAGAACAUUGUUGAGACAUGUGGGUGGGAUUUUUUUGGGGGUGGGCUUUUUUGAGUCUGGCCAGUGCACUGAGGCACUUGGUAGGCCCUGUGAGGGCCCUGAGAGCCCCUAUGGGCCCGUGCCAUAUCUCUGCACCUGAACAUCAUAGAGAUGUGGGGUUGGGCUCGUUUGACUUGGGGCAGUGUACUGAACCAUGUGAUGCCCUUGUGUUUUGGCACUAAAACACAGACGAGACAUUAAGGGUCAGCUCUUUUGAUCUGGGGAAGCGUACUGAAGCCCUUGGUGGGACAUUGUGACAGCGAGUUUUGCCACAGCAAGCACCACUCACCGAUCAAUUUGUUAUUAUUAUUUUCUAUCUCGACAGGUUUCAAACACGCCUCUGUUGAACAUUCACCACGUUCGGAAAAGGAAACUUGGAAUUUCUGUUCCAGAAUGC
Molecule: messenger RNA, 5988 nt
Organism: Myxocyprinus asiaticus (Chinese sucker)
Lineage: Eukaryota; Metazoa; Chordata; Actinopteri; Cypriniformes; Catostomidae
Product: methylcytosine dioxygenase tet3-B-like
Exons: 9
Coding region: 44-4537 (1497 amino acids)
Biological process (GO): positive regulation of transcription by RNA polymerase II; oxidative demethylation
Cellular component (GO): nucleus
Molecular function (GO): DNA 5-methylcytosine dioxygenase activity; zinc ion binding; DNA binding
Source: RefSeq, a predicted model, not a curated record